Schistocerca nitens (vagrant locust) is the source of this 403-nucleotide messenger RNA. RefSeq lists its product as uncharacterized. The record is from RefSeq and is a predicted model, not a curated record. The coding region runs from base 7 to 396 and encodes 129 amino acids. The transcript has 2 exons. NCBI's taxonomy places the organism in Eukaryota, Metazoa, Arthropoda, Insecta, Orthoptera, Acrididae.
AACCGAAUGCCGAAAAAACAGAAUUAUGAAAUUCCACCGUGGGAACGGUCUAAUUGGGAGUUUAUGCAUGAAGGCCAGAAACGGUAUGCCUAUGAACAAUGGCUAAUGUCUCGUGUUCGCCGUGGUUUGCCUAUAGAUCACGACCGCCCAUCAACAUCUGGUUCAGCCUCUGGAACAAGUUCUGUAGACGAACAUCACGUGGACGAAGAAGUAUCACAUAGCGAAGAAGACGAAGACGAAGAAGGACCAGAAGAACCACAACAACAUUCUGAACCACAACGUUUAGUACCAUACUCUGACAGUGACGAAGGUAUGAGUUCGCCAAUGCAGGUAGAUUCAGGUAAACGACAGGCUGCAGCAGGUCAAUCUGGUGGAUCUAAGAAAAAAAAACGUUAACAGGCAC